This is a messenger RNA of Neoarthrinium moseri, 1251 nucleotides long. RefSeq lists its product as uncharacterized. NCBI's taxonomy places the organism in Eukaryota, Fungi, Ascomycota, Sordariomycetes, Amphisphaeriales, Apiosporaceae. The record is from RefSeq and is a predicted model, not a curated record. The transcript is spliced from 2 exons. Bases 1 to 1251 code for a protein of 416 amino acids.
AUGGCUCUCUCUGUUGGCGCGCGCGCCUCGGCCUUCGUGGCCUACCUCUGCCUCGCCUGGCUCGUCCUCGGUGGUGAGGAUCUCGUCUUCUGGUCUCCCCCUGUCGUCUUCGUCGGUGGUUCUGUCGCCUUCGGGCCCUUGGCCACCUGCUGCUUGGUCUUCGGUUUCUCGGCUGUCGCUCUCAUGGUCGGCGCCUUUGACGCCCUCUCUCUCGCCCCCGUCUUCGACGCCUUCGACACCUUCUCCUGGUUCCCUCUCUCGGCCCUCGUUACCUGUGUGCACCUGGCCCUGGUCGUGAUCGUCUGCCUCCUCAUCUACGUCGCCAUCAUAGGCGCCGUCACUCACCUGGAGGGGCAGAUGUUCCCGGCUGGUGACGACAGUGAUGACUCCGGUCCCCCUGCUUGGCUCGUCUUCGGCAAGAACGCGCUCAACGCUCUCUUCGCCUUCGGGCAGGUGGUCUUCUGUCUCGUCGCUGUGGUUCCCGUCACUGUCAUCUCGCUCUGGUUGGCGUUCUACGCCUGGCUCGACACGGCCCCUUCUCGACCUCGCCCUCGCCCGCAGAAGAAGACUAAGCCCAUGGAUUGGCAUCCCUCGGAGGUUUGGGCCAGCCCCAAGGACAAGGAAUACCCGUCACCUCCUCGUGCGCCAAAGCCGUUCGCCCGUGUGCUUCCGCCCCAGCCUCCGGUUGUCUCUCGCCCGUCAACCCGUCCAGCCCCGGCGCCGAAGCCGAAGCCGUUCGUUCCUAAGCUUCCGUCCCAGCCUCCGGUUCUUUCUCGCCCGGCACGAUCCAGCUGCAGGUGCUACAACCACGACGACGCAGGCCUGGACUUCGGCGGCUGGAUGGACCCUGAGAACUUCGGCACCCCUCCAACUUCCGACCCCGAGGAAUCCGCGCGAACUUGGGUGCGGCUUGUAGAGUCCGUCCGCAAGCCGGUCGAACCGUGGCACAUGGGCGGUCGAUCGACUUGUUGGGAUAACUGGAACCCGGAGCCGCAGCCCGCCCCUGCUUCGAUGCCAUCGUUCCCUUCUGCCGCUCCUCCCCCCGUCUGGUCUGGUCCGUACGAACAACCGCCGUCUCUGUUGCCGCCCCAAGAACCAGCUCCUCUUCCUGCUCCCGCCCCUACCUAUGAGCCGGCCUAUGUCCCGGCCUCGCUCCCGCUCCCGGCCCCUGAGCCCGUCCUUUCCGCUCCAGCUCCGUCCGCCGCUCUCGCCCCCUAUGACCAGCCCAGUCUGGCUGCGCCCUCUGGCUAG